Molecule: messenger RNA, 1468 nt
Organism: Cottoperca gobio
Lineage: Eukaryota; Metazoa; Chordata; Actinopteri; Perciformes; Bovichtidae
Gene: trdmt1
Product: tRNA aspartic acid methyltransferase 1
Cellular component (GO): nucleus
Molecular function (GO): methyltransferase activity
Source: RefSeq, a predicted model, not a curated record
UGCGCCAUUGCGUUGUUUGACAACCUUCAUUAAACAUCACGAAGAAGAAGAACUGUAAACAGUAAUGUGCCAUGGAGACUCUGCGGGUGCUCGAGUUAUACAGUGGGAUAGGAGGGAUGCAUUAUGCUUUAAAGGACAGUGGCAUACCUGCACAGGUAGUAGCUGCCAUCGACAUAAACACCACAGCCAAUCAAAUCUACAGUCACAAUUUCCCCGACACCGCCCUCUGGAACAAGACCAUAGAGGGCAUGACACUAGAUGACUUCAAUAAAUUAUCUUUUGACAUGAUUCUGAUGAGCCCUCCUUGCCAGCCUUUCACCAGGAUAGGUCUUCAGGGGGACAUUGCUGACCCCAGAACCAAGAGCUUCCUCUACAUCCUUGAUCUUCUGCCGAGGCUGCGCAGGCUGCCCCGCUUCAUCCUGCUGGAGAAUGUGAAAGGCUUUGAGACGUCCUCUGCCAGGGAACGUUUGGUGAACACACUCGUGGAUUGUGGAUACACUUUCCAGGAGGUCAUGGUCUCACCCACAAGUGUUGGGAUCCCAAAUUCAAGACUGCGUUAUUUCCUCAUCGCCAAAAUUUCAACAGAAAACUCAAACAUCCAGAGUUCAAAGAUUUUAGAGGCCUUCCCACAUUCUGCUGAGCCGCCCACAGUCUUGAGUCUUCCACGUCCAGGUACCUGCCAGCCUGAAGAGGAAAUGCAAGAAGGUCGUGUCUUGUAUAAACUUGAGACGACAACGGACGCCGAGAGGAAGAUGCGUCAGAACAACGAUCUGUCUCUCAGGCUGGUCCAAGACUUCCUGGAACCACAGAUAGAAGUAAACAUGGAGCACUAUCUCCUUCCUCCUAAAACACUGCUGCGAUAUGCUCUGCUCUUGGACAUUGUUCGGCCCACAUGCAGGAGGUCUGUCUGCUUUACCAAAGGCUAUGGGCGGUAUGUGGAGGGAACUGGCUCAGUGCUGCAAAGCUGCAUGGAAACAGAGAUGGAGAGUGUGUUUACAGGUCUGGACCAGCACUCUGAGGAUGAGAAGCUCCAGCGGCUGUUGACACUGAAGCUGCGUUAUUUUACCCCCAGAGAAGUGGCCAACCUCAUGGGCUUCCCUCAAAGCUUCUCCUUUCCGGAGCAGAUCACCACCAAGCAGCAGUACAGAGUUCUAGGAAACAGCCUCAACGUCGUGGUGGUGGCCAGACUCCUGCAGCUGCUGGUGUCCUAACACAUGGGACUCUGAAGGAGGAGAGCGUCCUUCACUGUGGCUUAUAUUACAGAUUACUUUCUGCACAGUGGCUGUGCUUCAACAUGUAGUCUGUUAGUUGGGAAUGUUAACUGGUUAGUAACGUUGGACCACUGAACAGUGACAUGUUUCUAACAGAACACGUCUCUGUGGGCUGAACAUAAACAUGUUUUUGUUUUUUAUAAGCACAAUUAUAGAUUUUUUUAAUAAUCAAAAUAAAAACUAACUUGUGAAGCACA